This is a messenger RNA of Drosophila sechellia, 1846 nucleotides long. Its product is annotated as heparan sulfate 2-O-sulfotransferase pipe. The record is from RefSeq and is a predicted model, not a curated record. Gene Ontology annotation, cellular component: membrane. The coding region runs from base 177 to 1724 and encodes 515 amino acids. The transcript is spliced from 6 exons. NCBI's taxonomy places the organism in Eukaryota, Metazoa, Arthropoda, Insecta, Diptera, Drosophilidae. Gene Ontology annotation, molecular function: sulfotransferase activity.
GAACAUUCAGUCAAGCCGCGAUCGCCGAGCUCUACGGACGUCUAUAUCUCUAAGUCUUCGAGUCGUGAAUCGGAAUUAAAGUGAACUCAAGUGCCGACCGGAAAAUUCUUUCGGCCAAGAAAGGUCUGCGAGAACUAAGAUCUCAAGCGAUUGUGUUUUUGUGUAAUUGACAUUGGAUGUCUCUGAACGCCGAACGAUCGUACAAAAUGAAACUGCGCGAUGUGGAAAACGCCUUCAAAUACCGGCGCAUACCGUAUCCCAAGCGUUCCGUCGAGCUGAUCGCCCUGCUGGCUAUUUCGUGCACCUUCUUCCUGUUCAUGCACACCAACAAACUGAACAGUCGCCUCAAGGAGAUGGAGGUGAAGCUGCAGCCAUCCGAGUUUUCGGCCCUCGGUCUAACGGGCAACCACAUCAGCGGACACGAUGCGGGCGGCAAGCACGAUGACAUCAACACCCUGCACGGCACCUUCCAAUAUCUGAAGAGCACUGGCCAGAAGGUCGGAUAUAAUGUUCACGAUCGCCGGAGCAGCGAAGAGGAGCUGCGAACUCCAACGGCACAUGGACACCAUCAUGAUCACCACUCGCAUCACCAUCAUGUGCAUCACCAGGAAAAGAUCGAUGGGCACAAUCACAAGGCGUCGCAUGACAAACAACUGGCUGUUCCCGACAACAAGCACAAUGAAGAUGAGGUCCACUACGAAGACGAUGAGGAUGAAGUCGAGGAAAAUGACGAUGACUUGGCCAAUGCUGUGGGAAGCACUGAAGGCGAAGACUUCAACUUCAAAGCCGAUCUCCUGAACAACACCAAGUACGCCGAGGUGGACUUUGUCUUCUUCAAUCGAGUGCCGAAAGUGGGCAGUCAAUCGCUGAUGGAGCUGAUGGCUCGUCUGGGCAAGAUCAAUGGCUUCACCCAUGCUCGGAAUAAGGGCAGUGCCCACGAAACGAUCGUGAUGAACAAGCAGCGGCAGAAUGAUCUUAUAGCCGAUCUCCUGACCCGACCAAAGCCACACAUAUAUAGCCAGCACAUAGCCUACAUAAACUUCACUCGCUUCCACUUGCCCAAGCCCAUUUAUAUCAACUUGAUUCGCGAUCCGAUCGAUCGGAUCAUCAGCUGGCACUAUUACAUUAGGGCUCCGUGGUACUAUCGCGAUAUGCAGGCCAAAUUGGGGGAUAAAGCAAUUCCCAUGCCCUCGGAAGAGUUCAUGAACCUCGAUCUGGACACCUGUGUGCGGAACCACGAUCCCCACUGCACGUUCACCCAAAUGCAGAUCAAGAAUCCGGUGGGCGAUCACCGACGACAGACGCUCUUCUUCUGCGGCAUGAAUCAGAAGCUGUGCAUGCCCUUCAAUUCGGAGGCGGCCAUGCAAAAGGCCAAGAGGACAGUGGAGACGGAGUACGCUGUUGUGGGCACCUGGGAGGAUACGAAUAUAACGCUCUCCGUUUUGGAGGCGUAUAUACCGCGAUUUUUCCGCAAUGCCAAAGUGGCCUACUACUUGGGAAAAGACCGAUUGUCGCGGGUGAAUCGCAACAAUGUCACUCGAAUCGUCAGCGAUGAAACUAGACUUAUUCUGCGGAAAAAUCUCACCAACGAGAUCGAGUUUUACGAGUUUUGCAAACAGCGUUUGUAUCUUCAGUAUGCCGCCCUAAGUCAUGGAGAGCGAUUCGGGGAGGAUGACUAUCUUCUGGUACCCGAACAGCAAAACGACUACAAUGAGGCCUAUUAGUAAGGAUACCUUUGAUAGGAACAAAGUGAAUAAGUGAUAAGCCAGUAUGAAAUGUAUAAGAAAACCGAGAAAACUCAGGACUGCUAGAACACAUUAAAAUAAAUGAAGCUGAAAAACUAUAA